Messenger RNA from Syngnathus acus (greater pipefish), 7059 nucleotides. It is a transcript of the gene col11a1a, whose product is annotated as collagen, type XI, alpha 1a. Gene Ontology annotation, molecular function: extracellular matrix structural constituent. Bases 260 to 5884 code for a protein of 1874 amino acids. The record is from RefSeq and is a predicted model, not a curated record. The transcript is spliced from 68 exons. Lineage: Eukaryota; Metazoa; Chordata; Actinopteri; Syngnathiformes; Syngnathidae.
UUGCCCAGCCCUCCUGCCCGUGUACUCACCAAGUGUAGCGAGUGCAGUCGGUGCGUUUUGGUUAAAGCCCGACUACCCUCACUGGGAAGCUGGGCACUGGCAAGGAGGAUCGGGGGCCCCGUGGUGGCUGCAGAGAAGAGGCAUAGAACUCAUCCCAUAUGGCUUCUUUGUAGCACAGUUUCCAUCAUCAUUUGGGAUUGUGGAAGGGUCGUCACUUAGAAAUCACCUUGAAGUCGGCCCCAAAGUUCACUUGACGACUAUGGAGAUGCAGAGGUGGUCCACAAGGUGGAAAACGAAACGGUGGCUUAUGGAUUCUUCUGUAGCUGCAUUUGUUACGUUAACCCUGGUUCUACAGACUACCGGUGUCUCGGCAGCACAGGAAGUGGAUGUGCUAAAAGUAUUAGAAUUUCACAAUUACCCAGAAGGAGUGACAAAAACAUCAGGAUUUUGCACAAACCGAAGAGCAUCAAAGCCGGACGCUGCUUACAGAGUUGGCAAGCAGAUCCAGAUCAGUGCCCCUACCACGCAGCUAUUCCCUGAAGGUGUUUUCCCUGAGGACUUCUCCAUCGUGACUACAGUACGCCCCAAGUCUGGCCUCCAGUCCUUCCUGCUGUCUAUUUACAACGGGCAGGGGGUCCAGCAGCUGGGGAUCGAAGUGGGACGCUCACCUGUCUUCCUGUAUGAGGAUCAGAAUGGAAAGCCAGCCCCGCAGGACUACCCUCUAUUCCGUACACUCAACCUUGCUGAUGGAAAGUGGCACCGUGUUGCUAUUAGUGUGGAGAAAAAGACAGUCACCAUCAUUGUGGACUGCAAGAAGAAGAUCAUCAAACCUCUCCUCAGAAGUGACCAGACCUCCAUCAGCACCGAUGGGAUUACUGUCUUUGGUACCAGAAUCCUUGACCAGGAGUUUUUCCAGGGUGACAUCCAACAACUUCUGAUCAUUGCUGACUCCAAAGCAGCGUACGACUACUGUGAACAUUACAGCCCGGACUGUGACACCCCCCACGGCGAAUCCCUGCAGGCCCAGCAGCCGCAGGAAGAGUUCACUACUGAUGAUUUAGAAUACUCUCAGUUCUAUGAUUAUGCUGAGGGAGCCAGUGACAUCGUUCCUACCGAUGAUGAGUAUUCUGAGCCGCAGAGAACCAAACGUAGUGUCUCCAUGAAAAAGAAGAGGACCCGAAAGUCCCUCAGUAAAACUAAGGCCAAGCCCUUAAAGUUCUUUGCUGGCAAAAAAACACCGACUAAAAAGUUUGCCGCUAAGAAGAAGCGACAGAUGCCUGGCUACCAAGCCACAGCGCCGGCGCGACCCCGAGGCGGUUUUAGGCUAAGCAAUGUAGAAGAUUACAAUACAGGCAUUGACUACGGAACUGUAGAUGAUUCUCAGACUCAGUCCCCCUUUGCCACGCAUGGAUCCAUUGAGGCUGUAGAGGAGGAUGUUGUCGGUGAUUAUGUCACCCAAGCCCCUCCCGUUGCUCCGGAUCCCGCCGUUGUCCAAGAAACGGCGGAAAAGGUGGACACUGGUGUGGAAGCAUAUGACUUGAAGGAAUACGAUGACCUAAAGGAGUAUGACUUGGGAGAGGUUGACAACAGGUUGUAUGAUUAUGGGGCAUAUGAUGAGUACGGCCCCGCCCCCUCGAAACCGUCUACCGCCUAUGAUGAGGAAUUGGGGCCCGGGGUGGCUGCUGAAACGGACGUUUCUGAGAGCGCCGUUGCUGGAGCCGGAGGAGCCUUUGGCCAAAAGGGAGAGAAGGGCGAGCCUGCUGUGAUUGAACCUGGUAUGCUGAUUGAAGGACCACCAGGACCUCCUGGCCCAGCUGGUCUUCCCGGUCCCUUAGGCCUACAAGGACCCCCUGGUACUUCUGGGGAUCCUGGUGACAGAGGUCCUCCGGGUCGUGCCGGUUUGCCCGGAGCUGACGGCAUGGCCGGACCUCCCGGUACCAUGCUGAUGCUGCCAUUCCGCUUCGGUGGCGAUGGUGAGAAGGGUCCGGUGGUGUCGGCCCAAGAAGCCCAAGCUCAAGCCAUCCUUUCCCAGGCUAGACUGGCUAUGAGGGGACCCCCAGGGCCGAUGGGCUUGACAGGAAGAUCAGGGCCAGUGGGUCUACCUGGCUCAACUGGACUCAAAGGUGAAGGUGGAGAUCCCGGUCCUCAGGGGCCCCGCGGCGUCCAAGGGCCACCAGGACAAAUGGGAAAAGCUGGCAAAAGGGGUCGUGCCGGAGCCGAUGGUGGACGUGGGAUGCCAGGAGAGCCAGGCAGCAAGGGUGACCGAGGCUUUGAUGGACUUCCCGGACUGCCUGGUGAAAAAGGACACAGGGGUGAGCCAGGACCAAUGGGACCCCCAGGAUCUCCUGGAGAGGAUGGACAGAGAGGCGAGGAUGGAGAGAUCGGACCCAGAGGGUUGGCUGGCGACAGUGGUCCAAGAGGUUUGCUGGGACCCCGCGGUUCCCCCGGACCUCCAGGCUCACCUGGUAUUGCUGGAGUUGACGGGCCUCAUGGUCCAAAAGGAAACAUGGGACCACAAGGAGAACCAGGACCACCGGGCCAACAGGGUAUUUCAGGGACUCAGGGUCUUCCCGGUCCCCAAGGCCCUAUCGGACCCCCUGGUGAAAAAGGACCCCAGGGCAGGUCAGGGUUGCCUGGACUACCUGGUGCGGACGGACCCCCUGGUCAUCCAGGCAAGGAAGGUCCGGCCGGAGAGAAAGGAGCCCAAGGUCCACUGGGUCCACAGGGUCCAAUCGGCUAUCCUGGUCCUCGUGGUGUCAAGGGUGCUGAUGGUGUGAGAGGCUUGAAAGGCUCAAAGGGAGAAAAGGGUGAAGAUGGUUUCCCAGGUUUUAAAGGUGACAUGGGAAUCAAAGGAGACCGGGGUGAGGUUGGCAUGUUGGGGUCCCGUGGAGAGGAUGGUCCUGAGGGACCUAAGGGAAGAGCUGGCCCCAAUGGAGAAUCAGGCCCCCUUGGUCCUGCUGGAGAAAAGGGUAAACUUGGAGUACCAGGAUUGCCGGGAUAUCCAGGAAGACAAGGACCAAAGGGCUCCAGUGGUUUUCCCGGAUUCCCGGGAGCCAAUGGAGAGAAAGGUGCCAGGGGUGUUGCAGGCAAACCUGGUCCAAGAGGACAAAGAGGUCCAACGGGUCCUCGUGGGGCUCGAGGAGCCCGAGGCCCAACAGGAAAGCUAGGCCCCAAGGGCACAUCAGGCAACGAUGGUCCUCCAGGCCCGCCUGGUGAGAGAGGACCUCAAGGACCGCAGGGGCCUGUGGGCUUCCCUGGACCAAAAGGACCACCUGGACCACCUGGGAAGGAUGGACUGCCUGGACAUCCGGGCCAGCGUGGUGAGACAGGUUUUCAAGGAAAAACUGGUCCACCAGGCCCAGGCGGUGUUGUCGGGCCACAGGGACCCACAGGAGAAACCGGUCCUGUUGGUGAGAGAGGCCACCCUGGACCUCCAGGUCCACCCGGAGAGCAAGGUCUCCCUGGAGCUGGUGGCAAAGAGGGAGCAAAGGGAGACCCCGGACCGCAAGGUUCCUCUGGUAAAGACGGUCCUCCUGGCCUCAGAGGUUUUCCAGGCGAGAGAGGUCUACCUGGUGCCACGGGUCCUGCAGGUCUGAAGGGCGGAGAGGGGCCCCAGGGUCCACCUGGACCUGUUGGCUCUCCUGGUGAGAGAGGUGCUGCUGGUUCAGCAGGUCCAAUUGGCCUGUCUGGUAGACCUGGGCCACAAGGUCCCCCAGGUCCUGCUGGAGAGAAAGGUGCACCUGGUGAGAAAGGUCCUCAAGGUCCAGCUGGUCGUGAUGGCGUCCAGGGUCCUGUGGGUCUACCUGGACCUGCUGGACCACAAGGUCCACCUGGAGAGGAUGGAGAUAAGGGAGAGGUUGGUGAACCCGGCCAGAAAGGAAGCAAAGCUGAUAAGGGAGAACAGGGUCCUCCUGGACCAGCAGGUCUUCAAGGUCCCAUUGGUGCCCCAGGUCCUGCUGGAGCUGAUGGAGAGCCUGGGCCCAGGGGUCAGCAGGGUAUGUUUGGACAGAAAGGUGACGAAGGAUCCAGAGGGUUCCCUGGACCACCUGGUCCCAUCGGCCUGCAGGGGCUUCCAGGACCUCCCGGUGAGAAGGGAGAGAACGGUGACGUUGGCCCUAUGGGUCCUCCUGGCCCCCCUGGUCCUCGAGGUCCUCAAGGUCCAAGUGGAGCUGAUGGUUCACAAGGUCCUCCAGGCGGUGUGGGUCCAGUAGGCUCAGUGGGAGAAAAGGGUGAACAAGGUGAAGCUGGAAACCCGGGACCACCUGGAGAGCCCGGCACCGGGGGACCCAAAGGCGAGAGAGGAGAGAAGGGUGAGGCAGGACCUCCUGGUGCUGCUGGACCCGCAGGUGCUAAAGGACCCCCUGGAGAUGACGGUCCAAAGGGUAACCCUGGUCCCGUCGGAUUCCCCGGAGACACCGGUCCUCCUGGAGAGCCAGGCGUUGCUGGCACGGACGGAGAACCUGGAGAGAAGGGAGAGGAUGGUGAAACCGGUCAAGCGGGACCCCCAGGUCCAUCUGGAGAAGCUGGCCCACCUGGACCUCCAGGCAAAAGAGGACCUCCGGGAGCUGCUGGUGCUGAAGGCAGACAAGGCGAGAAGGGCGCCAAGGGUGAGGCUGGGUCCGAAGGUCCAGCGGGUAAAACAGGACCUGUUGGACCUCAGGGACCUGCUGGAAAGCCUGGUCCAGAAGGUCUACGUGGAAUCCCUGGCCCUGUUGGUGAACAAGGACAUCCUGGUGCAUCAGGUCAAGAUGGCCCACCUGGACCAAUGGGUCCUCCUGGACUUCCUGGUCUGAAAGGUGACCCAGGCUCCAAGGGUGAAAAGGGACAUCCAGGUUUAAUCGGUUUGAUCGGACCCCCCGGUGAACAAGGAGAAAAGGGAGACCGAGGUUUGCCUGGACCGCAAGGGUCAUCUGGUGGCAAAGGAGACGGUGGUAUCGGUGGAUCAGCAGGUCCUCUCGGUCCCCCCGGUCCCCCUGGUCUACCUGGUCCCCAAGGUCCAAAGGGAGCUAAAGGUUCAUCUGGUCCGGCUGGUUCUAAAGGAGACAGUGGAGCUAUUGGUCCUCCGGGUCCUCCUGGUCCACCGGGUGAGGUCAUCCAGCCACUGCCCGUCCGCUCCCCCAAGAAGACCAAGCGUUCCAGCGACAUGCAAUCCGAUGCGGCCGGUACCUUCAUGGACUACGGUGAGGGCAUGGAGGACAUCUUUGGCUCUCUCAACAACCUUAAACAGGAUAUUGAGCGCAUGAAAUACCCAAUGGGGACUCAGAACAACCCAGCCAGAACAUGCAAGGACCUGCAACUCUGCCACCCGGAGUUCCCCGAUGGUGAAUACUGGAUUGAUCCAAAUCAAGGUUGCUCAGGGGAUUCUUUCAAAGUCUACUGUAACUUUACUGCUGGGGGAGAAACCUGCAUCUACCCCGAUAAGAAAUCCAAUGGGGUCAGAAUAUCCUCAUGGCCUAAAGAAGUUCCAGGGUCAUGGUACAGUGAAUUUAAGCGUGGUAAAAUACUUUCUUACGUCGACUCGGAGGGCAACUCGAUUAACAUGGUGCAGAUGACCUUCCUCAGGCUACUGACAGCCUCGGCGAGGCAAAACUUCACCUACAGCUGCCACCAAUCCGUGGCGUGGCACGACGCCACCAGUGACAGCUACGACAAGUCGCUACGCUUCCUGGGUGCUAAUGACGAGGAGUUGUCUUACGAUAACAACCCUUACAUCAAGGCCCUCUCAGACGGAUGUGCGACGAGGAAGGGCUACGGAAAGACUGUGAUGGAGAUUAAUACUCCCAAAAUCGAUCAGGUUCCAAUCAUCGACGUCAUGUUGACUGACUUUGGGGACCCAAAUCAGAAGUUCGGGUUUGAAGUCGGGCCCGUCUGCUUCCUCGGCUAAAUAAAAAUGACCAAAAAAAAAGGACUUGAUGGGGUCAGCAGAGAAAGUCAAGUUGAAGCCCCGCCCCCAAUACCCCCCCCCCCCCACACCAACCCAGGCUUUUUCUAUGCCACAUGCAAGUUUUGAAUAAGAGAUGGUGUAGCAAACAUGUCCUUUCCAUGUAUGUACGCGUAAACCCGGAGAAUACUUGUUGCCCUUGUAGGGCUGGAACCACAUGACCCCAUCACGGAGCAAAAGGUGAAGGACAUUUUGAAAGCGUGGCAGAGGAGGCGGGCCAAUCGGAGCGAGCCCGGGGAGAGGCGGCGGACCUCCUCUCCGGAUUCUCCAGGUGCUGUAGGAAAAUCAAAUGGUGCUUGUUCAAAAAACACACUCCAAAGGAAUAAAGAGGUGCUAAGCAAAGAAAGAAGGUAUAUUUUGAUAAUAAUAAUAAAAACUGUAAGUAUUUUGUACAUUACUGUUAUUUCUGAAUCCAUUUUUCAAAACUUGCAUGUGUUCCAUUCUGCUUAUUUCAGCAAACGGAUUCCACAUUUGAAUUCUGUUUACCAAAUACUGUGUGUACCUUUUUCAUCAGGCAAAUAAAGUGAGCAUCCAAACAAUUCUCCAUUGCCAAAUUUAGACUUUGCCCUUUGUAUAUAUUGACACUCCAAAAAGCUUUGCGACAACAUAACGCCAACAUCUCCCACUAAUGUUGUGAUCCUGUGCUAGUAGCAAUCAUGGCAUUCAUUUAAUUAAUUUAAUUCUAUUUGUUGCUUUUUUCUGUUUUGUUUUCUGACAGGCUUUUUAAUUUUUUUUUUUGGUUGUAUACCUCAGACUUUCUUGAUAACCUUUUAGGAUGCAAGGAUGUUAUACCCUGUAUAUACCUUGGUUAAACAAUUAAGUUGAUAUAUUUUGGGUGGGGAUUAUUUUUGAAAAGAGAGAGUUCCACAACUGCUCGACAUCCACUGUUCAAAUCCUUUCUGUGAAUGCAAUGAGAAGCCCCUAAGGUGACCCAUUUUUGUAACUAAAUGUUUUUUUUUUCCAUGUUGCUUUUUAUAGUUCCAUUAAAUAUUAAAACUGGAUUGGAAACAACAGUGAACUGAAUGUCUCAGUGGUUUGUGUAAAACGACGUCAACUAAAAACUUUGGGCUGGUGCAAUUCCGUCUCUCUUGAAACCAAUAAAGUUCCAUCUUACAAUA